Messenger RNA from Mixia osmundae IAM 14324, 627 nucleotides. RefSeq lists its product as uncharacterized. Lineage: Eukaryota; Fungi; Basidiomycota; Mixiomycetes; Mixiales; Mixiaceae. Gene Ontology annotation, molecular function: glutathione peroxidase activity. Gene Ontology annotation, biological process: response to oxidative stress. The record is from RefSeq and is a predicted model, not a curated record. Bases 1 to 627 code for a protein of 208 amino acids. The transcript has 2 exons.
AUGCGCACAAUCCUCUUUGCCGCCGCACUACCGACGAUCAGCUUGCUCCAGCCUGUCCGUCUCGUAGCCGCAUCUGCCCGCUUCCAUCAAGCUCACUUUGCAAGCAUGUCAGCCUCACCUCAGUCGAGUCCCAAGCCGGCGAGCUUCUACGAUUGUGUCGUGAAGAUGCCUGGGGGUAAAGAGCUCAGCAUGGCAGACUACAGAGGCAAGGUCGUCCUCGUUGUCAAUACCGCAAGCGCAUGUGGCUUCACGCCCCAGUACACCGCUCUGCAGCAUCUCUACUCAAAGUACAAAGAUCAGGGUCUCGUCAUCAUCGGCCAACCCUCGAACGAGUUCGGCGGCCAGAAUCCAGAGGGAGACGACGGAGAGAAGGGCACCGCAGCGCUCUGUCAGCGCAACUACGGCGUCGACUUUCCCAUCGCAGCCAAGGGCACCGUCAACGGAUCGGGCGCAGUCCCGCUCUUCGCUUUCCUCAAGUCACAAAAGAAGAGCCUCGCGCUCGAGCGAAUCAAAUGGAACUUUGAGAAGUUUCUCAUCCGCAAGGACGGCGAAGUAGCAGCGCGUUAUACCAGCAUCACAAAGCCCGAGUCACUCGAGCCAGAGAUCAUCAAGCUUCUCGCAGAAUGA